GGAUAAGUAUAGAUGAAAAUCAAUUUGUCCUUUUCAGCUUGCUAAAGAGAUGGAAUGUGCGGAUUUGCCGGAAAGUAUGCGUGAACAUAUGAUGAUAUUUCUAACACAAAAAGAAUCGCGUUAUUUACGAUUAAAGCGGCAAAAAAUGAACAAAGAUAUGUUUGAAGUAGUGAAACAUAUUGGUUUCGGUGCAUUUGGUCGUGUAUCAUUAGUUAAAAAGAAAGAUACUGGGCAAGUGUAUGCGAUGAAGAAAUUAUUGAAAAAAGAUGUGAUCAAGAAACAACAAGCAGCACAUGUGAAAGCUGAACGUGAUAUUCUUGCGGAAGCUGAUAGCAACUGGAUUGUCAAACUUUACUACUCAUUUCAGGAUGAACAAUCUCUAUACCUUAUUAUGGAAUAUGUUCCGGGUGGUGAUAUGAUGCAACUUCUUAUUAACAAGGGGCUGUUCGAAGAAAAGCUUGCUAGGUUUUACAUCGCUGAGCUAACAUGUGCCAUCGAGUAUGUUCACGGCCUUGGUUUCAUUCAUCGUGACAUUAAGCCGGAUAAUAUACUGAUUGAUCAGAAUGGUCAUAUCAAGUUGACUGAUUUUGGUUUAUGCACAGGUUUGCGAUGGACGCAUGAUAAACGCUAUUAUGGACCUGAUAAUGAUGAGGUAGAGAACACGGAAACACGGAAAGGAUAUUUGGCUUCGCAUCCAAAUUUGUCGGGAAUAGGCCGACCAAAAGUGCUAGAAAUCAGAAAUCAUUGCAAGCGGAAUCAAUCGCAUUCAUUAGUAGGAACUGACAACUACAUGGCACCGGAAGUAAUUCGAGGAACUGGUCAUACUCAACUUUGUGAUUGGUGGUCCGUGGGAGUCAUUUUAUAUGAAAUGGUUUUCGGUAGACCACCAUUUCUUUCAGAAGAUCGAUAUGAGACACAAUAUAAGAUUGUAAAGUGGCGACAAUAUCUUGAUUUAAACAAUCGUACUGGCGAAAAAUUAUCACUAAAAUGUAUCGAUGUAAUCCGGAAAUUGUGUUGCGAACAAGAAGAUAGACUUGGUUGUAAAAAUGGUGCGGAAGAUCUUAAAAUUCAUCCAUGGUUUAAGGGUAUCGAUUUUUCAACGUUGCGUUCCACACGUGGCGAAUACGUUCCACGUGUGGAACAUGCUGAAGAUACAUCGAAUUUUGAUACAUUUGAAUUCGAUUCCUCCGAUCAGUCAUUUGACACAGUGGCAAAACGUGCAAGCGCCUCGGCAGCAUUCAAUCCAGCAUUCUAUGAAUUUACAUUUCGUCAUUUUUUCGACUUUGAUGGACAAGGUUGUCCUAGUUUUCGUAAACGUCGUCCAUCAUUGGCACCUUUGCUGGAAGCUACUGGUGCUAAUUUGGCUGCACAUCCAGGCAUUGGUAAUCAAAUCAACAAGGCCAAAGAUCAUAGAAAUAAUGACAGGACAAAUGCUGGUAAUAUGAGGUUUCGGUCGCCGACAGUAGGAGCACCAAUACUACUACCGCCACCAGUUAAAACAACAGCGGCCGUAGGAAUCAUACAAGGCGACGAAUAUGAAAGCGAUGACUCACUAGUUGUAUAGAAUUUCAGAUGUUGGUUUAAAGAUGUAGGAAAAAGUUUCGAAGAGUUUAAUUUUUGGAUUUUUUUAUUCAUUGCAAUGCUGCAGUACUUUCUUCUGGGUAUUUCUCUUUUUCGACUGUAGCAGAAAACUUUUUAUUGCUUUGGUGGGC
Messenger RNA from Loa loa (African eye worm), 1712 nucleotides. RefSeq names its product AGC/NDR protein kinase. Lineage: Eukaryota; Metazoa; Nematoda; Chromadorea; Rhabditida; Onchocercidae. The transcript is spliced from 9 exons. Gene Ontology annotation, molecular function: protein serine/threonine kinase activity; ATP binding. The coding region runs from base 50 to 1564 and encodes 504 amino acids. The record is from RefSeq and is a predicted model, not a curated record. Gene Ontology annotation, biological process: G1/S transition of mitotic cell cycle; hippo signaling; positive regulation of apoptotic process.